AUGAAAUGGGCUAAGACAGGCCCACACAAUGGAGCAGCGACUCUUAGUCUUUUAGAACAGUUAAGGCACAGAAACAGCCUCAUAUGUGCGGCAUCUAUUGCGAUCGCGUUAGUCCCCGCACGAAAAUCAUGUAACUUUGAAGAAAUGAUUAAACCACCAAAAGGGUACCCUUCGUCAGAAGUAAAGCUUCGUGAACACGAAGCUGGUGGACUAUUUUCCGUAUUUCAAGAAUACGGUAGUGGUGCAACUUUUUUUGAACGUGUCACAUCAGGAUUCGCUAUAUCAAUUCGGACAUGUAGGGAACUAGAAGGGCCAUUUUGUGACUAUUUGUCUAGCCAAUAUAACAAACCAGUGUACCUAACCUGGCCGGUAUUGACCGAGCCAUCACCUAAAGAUCGUCUAGACAAAAAAUGGGCUAAUUGGCUCCAACAGUACAAGCUAGGGUCUGUCCUGUUUUGUUCUUUUGGGAGCCAAUUGAUUCUCGAAAAGGAUCAAUUUCAAGAACUCAUAUUAGGGAUUGAAUUGACUAAUUUACCCUUUCUAAUCGCAUUAAAACCUCCAUCUGGUGUCAAGACGAUCGACGAAGCCCUACCGGAGGGAUUUGAAGAGAGGACUAAAGGCAAGGGAAUAGUAUGUGGGGAUUUUGUGCCACAAAUUGGGAUUUUGAGUCACUCUUCAAUUGGAUGUUUUGUGAGCCAUUGUGGUUUUGGAUCAAUGUGGGAAUCUUUAAUGAGUGAUUGUCAAGUUGUGCUUGUACCAAAGUUGGGUGACCAAAUUUUGAAUACUAGGCUUUUGGCUAAUGAGUUAAAAGUUGCUCUUGAAGUUGAAAGAGAUGAAAAUGGGUGGUUCACAAAAGAGAAUUUGUGUAACAUUAUAAAAAGUGUGAUGGAUGAAGGGAGUGAAUUAAUCAAGAAAAAACAUGUCAAGUGGAAAGAGACACUAACAAGGCCAGGAUUCAUGAGUGGUUAUAUUGAAGAGUUCAUCAAUGAUUUGCACAAUAUUUAG
Solanum tuberosum (potato) is the source of this 1005-nucleotide messenger RNA. RefSeq names its product UDP-glycosyltransferase 79B6-like. NCBI's taxonomy places the organism in Eukaryota, Viridiplantae, Streptophyta, Magnoliopsida, Solanales, Solanaceae. Gene Ontology annotation, molecular function: UDP-glucosyltransferase activity. The transcript is spliced from 3 exons. The record is from RefSeq and is a predicted model, not a curated record. Bases 1 to 1005 code for a protein of 334 amino acids.